AGAAUAUCCCGACAUACCCUUUCUGCCAUCCACUUUGCCCUAGAAGAAGCAAUUCGUACUCCGUUUCCUUUUUCGCCUGAUCCCGAGGAAGAGAACGCGUCUAUGUCAGCAACGAUGGCUUCGGGUGCCCCAGGUCCCACGCCGGUGGCUCAAUACCCAGCAUCGGCAGCGAGUACACAGCAUCAACAACGCGGACACUCAAGACAGACGAGCAGUGCUCGCCAAACCCAACAUCAGCAACAACCACACCAGCAGCAGCAGCACGGCGGUGACCCUUCCGCUGCGCGUCGAGAGACGAGACCGAGGGGCGCAAGCCAAUCUACACAGCAGCAGCAGAAUAUGGGAGUUAGUGGGGGAGCAGGUUAUGCGGAUGACCGAGGGCCGACAGUGAGGGUUGGCCAGCCAACCACUGGACACGCGCGAGUUGCUAGUGGCGGAUCGGCGCAACCAAGGGUCCACGUUCCUCGGCCUGCAGCGUCGGGAGCGUCCGCGCCGAGUGGGGCUCAGCAAUCAGGCCAAGGAUACCCCUCUCAGCGCCAACCUCAGACUGCUGGCUCUUCUAAAUCACGACAGACGGAUCCUGCUCGGCCAGCGCCAGAGCAGUCCCGGGUUCAUCCGCAAGUGGUUCCAUCUUCAAAUCGUGUUCCUUCACAAGCUGGCGCCCAGCAACCGACAUCCUCAAAUCGCCCGAACUCGGCUACUCCCGGGGGAAGCUCUAGUCGUCAAACACAACACCAAACCAUAACCAGCAGUUUCCCGCAUGCAUUUGAGCGGUGGGAGCGGCUUUCUUCACGAUGGGAGGGGCUAACCGGAUAUUGGAUCUCGAGGUUGGAACAUAACAGGGAAGAGUUGGCUGGUAUGCCUCUAGAACAGGAAAUGGCUAGACAGAUUAGCGAUCUCUCUACUGCUGGUGCGAAUCUGUUCCAGGCCGUUGUAGAGCUACAGCGCCUUCGUGCUUCUUCGGAGAGAAAAUUCCAACGGUGGUUCUUUGACACUAAGGCUGAUCAGGAGAGAGCUAAGGAAAUGAGUAGCGAGCUGGAGCGUUCCUUG
Molecule: messenger RNA, 1050 nt
Organism: Tuber aestivum (summer truffle)
Lineage: Eukaryota; Fungi; Ascomycota; Pezizomycetes; Pezizales; Tuberaceae
Source: the annotation of a GenBank genome assembly